This is a messenger RNA of Coccidioides posadasii C735 delta SOWgp, 1921 nucleotides long. RefSeq names its product Autophagy protein 22 (gene ATG22). NCBI's taxonomy places the organism in Eukaryota, Fungi, Ascomycota, Eurotiomycetes, Onygenales, Onygenaceae. Gene Ontology annotation, biological process: amino acid transmembrane export from vacuole. The record is from RefSeq and is a predicted model, not a curated record.
CAUUGCGACAUGCUCUGCGCGAUCUCGCGCUUAUUCCACACAAAUGACGAGUUCUCCUCCAUCGACAUGGAGAAAUCUUGAUGAGAAUGAGGCCCUCCUCCGUCGCCCGAUUCUCAAUAAGUAUCCCGGGGAAGAUACUAGGCCCACUAGCAAGAAGGAGCUGGCUGGGUGGUAUAGUUAUGGCUGGGCUGCCGAGGUGUUCGCCGUGUGCGCCAUGGGCUCGUUCCUCCCCAUCACCCUCGAACAGAUGACGAGAGAUCAAGGUGUUCUACUUUCAGAUAAGAAGACUCCAUGCAGUGCAAGCUGGCCAACUGCCCCGACGGCCUAUGCCGCGGCAGACGCCGCUGCUUCUCCUCGUGUUGGUCCUCCCCAGUGCGUAAUCUACGUUUUGGGUGUCGAAAUCAACACCGCCAGCUUCGCCAUGUAUACCUUUUCAAUAAGUGUUUUCAUUCAGUCCGUACUCAUUAUUUCCAUGUCAGCCGCCGCGGAUCACGGUGUAUACCGGAAGAAAUUUCUCUUGGCUUUUGCUCUCAUGGGUGCCUUGUCUAUGAUAUUAUUUCUAUUUCUCCUUCCUCGUUUUUAUCUCCUGGCAGCAGUUCUCGCGAUCAUUGCCAACACAGGCUUUGGUGCUUCAUUCGUGCUUUUAAAUUCGUUUCUGCCCGUCCUUGUACGCAAUGAUCCGUCAAUACAGGCAACUCGCUAUGCCGCUGCUUCAGAUGAACAAACGUAUUACACUCAGAACCCCAGCGGGAGCAACACAAUUUCUCCGGUGGACGAACCUGAACGCCUGGAUGUCAGCUCGAAUGACUCGGCACUUGUAUCAGCCGAGUUGCGACUAUCUACGAAACUAUCCUCGAAUGGUAUUGGGAUCGGGUAUAUUGCUGCGGUUUUGGUUCAAAUUGGGUGCAUCCUUCUCGUCGUUGCGACCCAUUCAACUACUUUCUCUCUCCGCCUUGUACUCUUUAUCAUCGGGUUAUGGUGGUUGGUUUUCACGAUUCCCGCUGCUCUAUGGCUCCGCCCUAGGCCUGGUCCUCCGCUUCCAGAUUCGGCAUAUGGGAAAGGCAGGUGGGCGUGGGUUAGUUAUAUCGUGUUUGCAUGGGUGUCUCUUGGCCGAACGAUCGUACGAGCUCGUCAACUUAAAGAUGUGCUCCUGUUUCUAGCGGCUUGGUUUUUGCUAUCCGAUGGCAUCGCUACGGUAAGUGGUACGGCUGUGCUUUUCGCAAAAACACAACUUGGCAUGAACAUUGCUGCCCUUGGUCUCAUAAACGUCAUCGCCAUGAUAUCAGGCGUUCUCGGUGCGUUCUCUUGGAGUUAUAUCUCACACCAUUUUAACCUUCGGCCGUCGCGUACCAUCGUAGCAUGCAUCUGUCUUUUCGAAGUUAUCCCCCUCUACGGCCUCCUUGGCUUCCUCCCAUUUAUCAAGAGGCUUGGGGUUAUUGGCCUCCAGCAGCCAUGGGAAAUGUAUGUUCUCGGAGCAAUCUACGGCCUUGUGCUUGGCGGUCUAUCAUCAUACUGUCGAAGCUUCUUCGGCGAGUUGAUCCCACCCGGGUUUGAAGCAUCCUUUUACGCUCUCUAUGCGAUCACCGACAAGGGGUCCAGCAUGUUUGGUCCGGCCAUUGUGGGUGCUAUUACAGAUCGGUACGGGGAGAUCAGGCCCGCUUUCGGGUUCCUUGCGCUGCUUAUCUUACUUCCGCUGCCGUUGAUGCUACUCGUUGACGUCGACCGGGGGAAGCGUGAUGCCAAGGAGCUUGCUGAAGCUUUAGAGGGAGUGAAAGAUAUGGGCACUAAUGGGACUGGCUAUGCUACGGUGGCCACGCAUGAGGUUGAGGUUGGAUACGAAGGAGACCGGGAAUAAAUAUAGCUGGAGAGCUAUUCUCACGUUCGCAAUCAAUAUCGGUUCAUGGUGAUCUCGUUGCUUUGU